Messenger RNA from Penicilliopsis zonata CBS 506.65, 621 nucleotides. RefSeq lists its product as hypothetical. Bases 1 to 621 code for a protein of 206 amino acids. The record is from RefSeq and is a predicted model, not a curated record. The transcript is spliced from 2 exons. Lineage: Eukaryota; Fungi; Ascomycota; Eurotiomycetes; Eurotiales; Aspergillaceae. Gene Ontology annotation, cellular component: cytoplasm. Gene Ontology annotation, molecular function: glutathione binding; glutathione transferase activity.
AUGAAGCUAUACUGCUUCCCCUUCUCCACCUGCACCCAGCGUGUCCGGACCAUCCUGACCGAGCUGGGUCUCAACGCGGAGCUGAUAACAGUCGACCUGAUCAAAGGGGCCCACAAGGAGGAAGAAUAUCUCGCGAAUUUCCAUCCGUUCGGCAAAGUUCCUGUCCUCGUCGACGGGGAGAUCCAGAUAUUCGAGAGCCGGGCGAUAUGCCAGUAUCUCGCGACGAAGCACGGGAGCAGCCUAUCUCCUUCUGAGAUGAAGCGUUACGCGGCAUACCAGCAGGCACUCUCCAUCGAACAAUCCUAUUUCGACCCCCCCGCCCACACCAUCGCGUUCGAGAUGGUAAUCAAGCCUCGCAAGAAGCUAGGCGAGCCCGACAUGGCGCUCGUGCAGCGCAGUCUCUCCCAGCUAGACUUGGCGCUGCAGGGAUACGAGCGUCUCCUGAGUCGACAGACGUACCUGGCUGGCGGGGAGGUGACGCUCGCGGACCUGUACCAUCUUCCGUACGGGGUGGCGAUAGAGCCGUUGGGCUAUACGGCACUACUGGACAAGUAUCCUGCUGUUAAAGCGUGGUGGGGGAGAUUGAAGGAGAGAGAGAGUUGGAUAGUAAUUACCAAGUAA